Molecule: messenger RNA, 1633 nt
Organism: Daktulosphaira vitifoliae (grape phylloxera)
Lineage: Eukaryota; Metazoa; Arthropoda; Insecta; Hemiptera; Phylloxeridae
Exons: 4
Coding region: 31-438 (135 amino acids)
Source: RefSeq, a predicted model, not a curated record
UUUCAUCCAGUGUUAGAGUAUAUCGGUUUCAUGGUUACAAUGAUUUUUAUAAAAUUGCUUAACGUUUUAAAUUUUUUUUUCGCAUUGGCUUUUUCUGCGGGGUUGUUUUCUGUGUUACGACCCAUUCAACACUCAUACCGACUGACAAAGUUACAAAGUGUAACAUCCAACAAAUCUAUUGGAAAUUCCUAUGCUGAGUACGUUCAAUAUUAUGAUAAACAGUUCAUUAACUUAAAUUGUACAACAUAUUUGAAAGUAAUACCAUACCGAGGCUAUAUUGAGUUGAUAAAAUGCAAAGAAUAUUACAUGGAUUGUAAAAUACAUAAAGUUAUGGAAAUUACAAACAUAUGUGAUAAAGUCGAAUAUGGCUUAUCUUUGAUACAAAUUGGCUAUCGUAAUCGUGAAAUAAAAUGUCCAUUUCAGAUGUUUGAAUGUUGAGAUCAAUGAAAUAGCUUACAAUUUGAAACAAAACUGUGAAUAAUAGUCUAUAAAUAUUACUUUUCAGUGAACACUAUAUUUGUAAAAAACUUUAUAAUGCAAAUAUCCGUAUAUGGUAGUUGGUAUUAAUCAACUAAUAGAUCGUUCUUCGUGUUAAUUUUUUUUGUUGUAGCUUACAUAACACUCAUUACACUUAAUAAAUUCAUAAAAAAAUCAUGAUUAAAUUUUAAUUUAAAAAAUUAGUUUAUAAACAUGGAUUAUAGUUACUAAAUCUAGGGACCACGUGAUUAAUAAUAUUAGUUUUCACAAAUAAUGAGUAUUAUGAUUUAUUUUUAAACUGUUAAGUUGUUCAAAAAAUCUUGCUAGUUAAAUUUUGCAAUAUUUUAUAUUGUAACGCUUUACCGAAGAAUAUGUUAGAAAACGAAAAUAAAUACACUAAAAAAAAUUAAAAAACAACAAAAAGUCCAUUAGAAGACAAUUUCACAUUCCGUUUAAGUACGAACGAUAAUUUCUCAAAUGCACAUCUGAAUUAUUUUAAAAUUAACAAUGAAAGUAUCUUAUAAAUUUCUUCGUUGGAAUAAUAAAAAAUGUCUGUUUUGAUAGCAGAAAAUUCAGUUCUAAUGAUUUAUAUUUUUAUUUUAUUUAUGAAUACAUCACAUACGUCAAGCACACAUACAUUCUACGAGGGUCAAUAACACUAAAAGUAUUAUAUUAUUAAAACUAGACAAAAUUAUACUAGUUCGUUGCAACGUAUCCAAAACAUAUACAGAGGAGUUUAUUUAGAUAGUUAUAAUAUAAUUAAACUACCAGAUAUUCUCGAUAAAUGCAUUUACAGUAGUAAUUAUGCUUAGAACAAUAUUUUAUUUUUUCACAUAAUUUGCUGAUAAAAUAUUUGAAUUUUAUUGUAAACAUUCAAGUUAAAUUCAUAAAUAUCCACAAUUUCUUACAUUAUUUUAUCCAACUCAAAGCGAGUGGUAUAAUCUGAUAAUGAACGUUUUGUGUUAUUAUCUAAAGAAUUAACAUUAAUAGCGAUUUGAUUAGUCAAUUAGCACGAUUGAAUUUAAACAAUAAUCUUAGUCACGCAUGAAAUCCCAUAGCGAUUUUUUAAAAAAACUUUACCAAAACUAAAGUUAACAUAGAAUAAUUUUAUUCCUUUUUUAAUUUUGAAAUACUUCAAGAUUUACCUACCGAUACC